AUGCAGUUCCUAUAUGUUGUUACUGCAUUUCUUCGUACAGCAUUCACAGAUCCAGGAAUUAUACCACGGGCCACACGUCCUGAAGUAGAAUGGACUGAACUGUCAAUUAGUACUGGAGAUGUAUCUGUAAAUGACUCGAAUAACAAAAGUGAGCAUGAUGUAAAUGCAGUUCGAACUUAUCCACCCGGUGCCAGAACACGUCAAAUUCUAAUUGGAGAUCAUCUAGUCAAAAUUAAUUAUUGUCAUAGUUGUCGAAUUUUCCGUCCACCAAGAGCGUCACAUUGCUCUUCGUGUGAUAAUUGUGUUGAACGUUUUGAUCAUCAUUGUCCAUGGAUUGGAAAUUGCGUUGGCCAAAGAAACUAUCGUUAUUUUAUAUUGUUCAUAUAUUCUCUGAGUAUCUAUUGUCUUUAUAUUUUAGUAUUUUCAAUAGUCAAUUUAAUUUUAUUAUACGAAAAGUAUGACGAUAUUAUAAUGGCUAUCAAGAUUUCUCCCGCUUCAUAUCCUUUUCAUGUGAUUUUUGAUAAUAACGUGUUGAUGUUAUUAUAA
Schistosoma curassoni is the source of this 546-nucleotide messenger RNA. NCBI's taxonomy places the organism in Eukaryota, Metazoa, Platyhelminthes, Trematoda, Strigeidida, Schistosomatidae. The record is from the annotation of a GenBank genome assembly.